Molecule: messenger RNA, 3924 nt
Organism: Alligator sinensis (Chinese alligator)
Lineage: Eukaryota; Metazoa; Chordata; Crocodylia; Alligatoridae
Gene: KLF8
Product: Kruppel like factor 8
Exons: 5
Coding region: 559-1650 (363 amino acids)
Biological process (GO): regulation of transcription by RNA polymerase II
Molecular function (GO): RNA polymerase II cis-regulatory region sequence-specific DNA binding; DNA-binding transcription factor activity, RNA polymerase II-specific
Source: RefSeq, a predicted model, not a curated record
GCUGUCAGACUAUUCACACCUCACAGCUCCAGGCUGGCGGGCUGGAACAGCCAGAAGCAGCAGCAGCAGCAGCAGCUCUUUAUUCAGAGGACUGGGGGCAGCCAGUAGAUUUCUGGCUGUUGCUGGGUAGCCACCAGCCGUGCCCUUUUCUGGAGAGUGGGGGAGGCCAAGGGGCCCCAAGUCACUGGGCUUGGUCUGGGCAGCUCCCAACGCAAAUAUCUGCUCGCAAUAAGCUGCUGCCAUCAGCCACAUCUUUCUUCUUUCCAACCCUCCUUCUUCGUUCGUCCUUUCAUGGAGAGGCGUGUCGGGGAGGCACUUUGCUGAGCGGCUUGUGCAACCCGGGACUCUUGCCAGCUCUGGGUUGAGUUUCCAGGCGGCUGGGCCAGAGGAGGUGAGAGGUACCGGGGGAUCCUGCUGACCGCCACCAGGCAGAGCCACGGGGUGUAUUGUCCUGUGGUGGAGGGGACCCCCUCUGGACCCGUUGGUCACUGGACCAGAAGCAUCGUCUGGCCCUCGUGUGCGGUGAGGGGGCAGUUGUGUAGAACCGGGUUCAAGAGUAUGAUCCUCCCCGUGGAAGACAUAAGCACAGUGCACUUGAGGAGGAGCCCCCAGCACGCUGCGUGGGUGGCCGCAGGCUCAAUUCAGAGUAAGGUGCUGCCCAAGAUGAGCUCCUCGUCGCUGCUGGAGGAGAACUCCUUGGAGCCACCAGUGCUGCUGACAGACAUCAAGACUGAGCCCCCUGAAGAGCUGCUGGCCAGUGACUGCAACCAGCCCCAGGCUGAGCCUGUGGACCUGUCGCUCAACAAGUCCAAGGGGUCGCUGCAGUCCUCUUCCCAGGUGUCUUCCUGUAUCAGGUCCUCACCCAUGCUGGUGACACCACCCAUCCAGACACCAGUGGUGUCUAUGUCGUCCACGGGCCUGUCGUCCACGGGCCUGUCGUCCACGGGCCUGUCAUCCACGGGCCUGUCGUCCACGUCGGCCAUCCCUGCCGUGCUGUCCCCGGGCUCCAUCCUGGCGUCCACGCAGGGUAGCGGCGGGCAGCAGAUCCUCCACGUCAUCCACACCAUUCCUUCUGUCAACCUGCCCAGCAAGAUGGGCAACCUGCAGACCAUCCCUGUGGUGGUGCAGUCCCUGCCUGUGGUCUAUACCACCAUGCCCACAGAUGGGGUUACUGCUGCCAUCACUGUGCCACUCAUUGGGGGUGACGGCAAGAACGCUGGGUCUGUGAAAAUUGACCCCAGUUCUAUGUACCCCAUGGAAAUGAACAGUGACAGUGAAGACAGCGGCACAGAGGAGAGUAGCUCAGCUCCCUUCCAGGACCUACAGCGAGAGUCAGCAGUGGCCCGGAUGCAGCGAGCAGAAUCCCCAGACCUGAAGAAGAGGCGAAUUCACCAAUGCGACUUCGAGGGCUGCAAUAAGGUCUACACGAAAAGCUCCCACCUCAAAGCACACAGGAGGAUACACACAGGAGAGAAGCCUUACAAAUGUACCUGGGAAGGCUGCACCUGGAAGUUCGCCCGCUCCGACGAGCUCACCCGGCACUUCCGCAAGCACACGGGUAUCAAGCCCUUCCGCUGCUCGGACUGUGACCGCAGCUUCUCGCGCUCAGACCACCUGGCCCUGCACCGCCGGCGGCACAUCAUGAUGUGAGCGGGCACCCACCCUCCACUCGCUCCAGCCCCACCAGCCACAGUGGAAAGACUGCACCAUGGGAGGCGUUGUCUCCAGGCAGAUUCGGCCUGGUGGUGGGCUGGAUGCCAAUGUGGCACCUGUGGCUGCCCAUGUCUCAGAGACCAGGACUCCUCCUUCCACAUGCACCAGGGACUCAACAAGACUCUGGAGAGACUGCCUUUCUCUCUCCCUCCUCUCCCCCACCCUGGGCCUGUCCCUCCCUCAGUUCUUUGUAUGUUUUGCACACUGCCUCCUCCCUGCCUCUGGGGUCAGGAGCUGCAGUUGUGGGCAGGUGUCUGUGUGCACACUCAGUCUUGUGUUUGUCCUGUGCCUCCUGAGACCAGCGGGGCCUCAGCCAUUCAUAUGAGCUGCCUGGCUGGAUUAACUGCUUAGCCCAAGGCUGAUGCAGGGCAGUGGGGGGGUGUGUGUGUGUGUGUGCGUGCGCGCAUUGGGGGGAAGAGAGGGGCCUCUGCCUCAUGGUAGAAGCAGGGUGUCUUCAAUCAGUGGGCUGAUGGACUCCAACUUGGCACUGCUGCCCUUCCUGCUCCCUGGUACAGUAGCUUGUGGACUCUGAGCCACUGGUGUGCGGCCGGCAUGAGAGCAUCUGCCUAGCACUGGGCAUCAGCAAAGAGGCACGCUCCAACAGGAAAAGGACCCAGCAGGCAAUGACAGAGCUGAAGUGGAUUGCGGGGCCUCUGGAAGAGGGGAGGAGGAGGGGAGGAAAGGGCCUGAGGAACAAAUCAAAGGGAAAACUUUGCGGAACAUGGAACUGUGACUAUUUGAGGGGUGGGGGGUGGGGGGCUUUUGCAUUCUGCCUGGAUCACGGGGCAAGGAAUAGGACAGUAGAAACAUUUUAACUUAAACAGCAGCUUGGACAUGUGCUGCAGUCGACCCUUCUCUUGCUCAUCUGGCCUAUGGAGGGCUGAGCUGGCUCCCCUUCCCCAGUGGACUUUCUGGGUCUGUAUCGGGUCUUUUUGGACAUGAUCUCUAGGCGGGGGUAGGGCAGGGCCUGGAGAUGCCCACAUCUGCAUGGUUGGCUGGUUUAUUUUGUAGAUCUGCUUUCCCCCUUUCAUGCUGUGGGGAGCUGAGGCUAUCUGGCUUCCCACAGCUGUUUUUACCCCUGCCUCUUUUCCUUUAGCUGAACUGAGCUCAGUAGCUGCAGGAUGUGACAAAUACAGGCUGCCUUAUCCUGGCCCAGGGCUAUUCAGCUUUUGAGCAUCCAGGGGCUGCAUACCCCCAGGGCUGCACACCACGCACUGUAGCUGUGCCCCAUCCCUCAUGCUGUGCUAUGCUACAUGGGCACUCCAUCAUCCUAUAGCCCUGCAGACUCCCUAGGACCACACUGUCCCAGGGAGAACCUGAAGGAGGGAGGAGUAUCUUAAAGAUGCCUUUCUUCUCUUCCCUGCCCACCCCAGGCCCAGGAGCCUGGGCUAGGGGUCAGGGAAUGUGUGUGUGGGGGGGGGGAUGACACUAAGUUAUCACCUUACAGGCUACAUGCUAGUUGGGCAGCCCUGCCAUAGUCCAUAGGCAGCAGAUGGGGAGAGGGGAAGGGGCAGGGCCUGGGAGGGGAAGAGACUUGAGGAUCUGGAUUGGGUAAAGGUGGGGGCUGGGUUCCAUCCAUAGCAGAAUGGCAUUAGCAGACAUGGGUCUGAUAGUGCGUGUGCUCUGAGAUGGGCCUGUGGUCCCUGGGAUGUUUGGUGACUGCCCGUUCCCCAGUGCCAGAGCAGCCAGGAUGGGGCUGAGUUGUGUGGGAGGGCUCUUUCCUCUGAACAGCAGAGAUGGUCUUUAUCUCACAGUCUGGUGACAUGCAACCCUGGUCUUUGAACCCUUUGUAUCCUGGAGCCUUGUCAAGCCCCCAGUGACCAUGAGGGGGCUCAUCCGCUCUUGUGACUGGCUAGUAGAAUUUCACUGGGCCCUUCCUCUUGCUUCAAAACACUGUCAUUCAAGGAGAGCCCAGAGCCUCCUGCCCAAGGCCUUGGCUUCAUACAGCCUGGGCCUGGGCUGCAACAGAAGAGACAGCUGCAUUUGGCUGCCAGCAGGCAAGGUGACGUAAGGUCUCGGACAUUGCCCCUUCACCCAGGGACCUAAGCAAGACACAGACCACAGGGGUCUGCUAACUCCAAAGCCAGAGGUUGCUUGCCAGGCUUACUACUUUAGGGUGAAUUUCGAAGGAGGCUGGUGUCCUCCUUACCCAGUUAUAACCAUCAGGUAAUUGACAGCUUCAUGGAAAAGUUAAACCACUCAGCAAUGCUA